AUGUUAAAACAAACAACAAAAAAAGAUAAAUCACACCUUGAAUUAAUGGAAACGGUUGGUGGUCAGAAGGAGAGAGCUGGGUUCAGAUCCGUUGCGCGAACGGAGGGUGGCCGCGAUCCACUCGCCGUUCAAGCGGACGGCUCAGUCGCGGCCAGCGGUGAUGCGUGUUCGGCGGCACGAUUGAGAUGCGUGGGCGGCCAGAAGUUUGGUGGUGGUGACAGUUACGGGGAAUGCAGUCGCGCGUGUGGAGACGAGUCAAUUGCUUCUCGAGAAAUCAAGAGCAACCGAAGCCACAAUUUGAGUAAUCAUACGGAAAAACUUCAGACUUUGAAGUCAUUUGGAAUUGAAAGGGACGGUGGAAAUUCGCACAGUUUAUAA
Vicia faba (fava bean) is the source of this 378-nucleotide messenger RNA. The record is from the annotation of a GenBank genome assembly. NCBI's taxonomy places the organism in Eukaryota, Viridiplantae, Streptophyta, Magnoliopsida, Fabales, Fabaceae.